This is a messenger RNA of Oncorhynchus mykiss (rainbow trout), 3347 nucleotides long. It is a transcript of the gene tsc22d2, whose product is annotated as TSC22 domain family 2. NCBI's taxonomy places the organism in Eukaryota, Metazoa, Chordata, Actinopteri, Salmoniformes, Salmonidae. The record is from RefSeq and is a predicted model, not a curated record. Gene Ontology annotation, biological process: regulation of transcription by RNA polymerase II.
UAAAAAGUAAAUCAGCGUAUCCCAUUCGAAUUCUCCAAUGAUUUACGUAAGUCAAUGCGCAAUCCUCCCAGAGUGCUGUUCGUUUCCUUUUUUGCCAUCUUGUCGAGUGGUAAGAGGAAGAGCAGAGCGGCAGUUAGCUUGCUGCUAGUAAGUAGGUUUGUGACAUAGCAGCAGCUCUAAAUAGUGAGAGAACCAGAGGACGAGGAAGAUAAACUUUAUUAAAUUCAGGAAUAUCUGUCUAUCGGAGGAUAUAGAUUAAAUGUGAAGAUUUGGAAGAACAUUAGGACUUGUUUACAUGAUGUCGUACAGGCUUGUUUAUAGGUAAGGAUCGAACUAACGACACCGAUAGCUAUUAUUUGGUUAGCUUUGAGCUACAUUAGCUAGCCAGCUAAAAGGGAGAGUGGUGAACGGAGCCCGCCUCAGACUAAAGUGUUGGUAGCAGCUGGUGAGCGGUAACUGCAACAGGGGGCUGCUUACAACUCCGGGGCCGGGACAAUAACGCACGCAGGAGGCCAGGUUCGGGAAGAACUGGAGGAGAGGAGGUGGUGAUAUCGGGAUACUUGUCACACAGCGACAAGCUAACGUUACCCUGUCCGAUUUCGGACGGUGGGCUGUUUUUUUUAUUUUUUUUUUAACAGACAAUCUGCAACAGGAGAGGGGAACAAGGAAUAUGUCGCAUACUUGCCUGCUAUAAUCUGUCAAUUCUUUAGCUAGCUCGUUAAAAGCUAUCACUUAUUGAGCUCAGACGAAACGCUUAUCAAGGAAAUAGACAGUCACUUGAGUGACUAGCAAAGAUAUUCAACAUGUCAAAAAUGCCAGCAAAGAAGAAAAGUUGUUUUCAGAUCACGAGUGUGACACAGGCUCAGGUGGCGGCCAGUAGCAUCACGGAUGACACCGAGAGUCUGGACGACCCGGACGAAUCCAGGACCGAGGAUGUGUCAUCCAAAAUAUUCGACGUGUCCCUGGCCGAUCCGGGAGUAUGUGAUCGAAGUUCAUCCGAGGAGACUUUAAACAAUGCAGGGGAGGCGGAGGCAGCUGUCAUGGCCUUACAUUUACGUCAAGAGGGGCAGCCAGUAGCUGCAACAUGUCCUUUUAAUGGGAGCCAUGCUCAUAGAAGUACAGGCCUGAGCCAUAUCAACCCACAAUUUUUAGGGGGUAGUGUUCCUGUACCAGCUGCGAGUCAGCCCUCCAUUCCGACCUCGGCCACCCAGCAGCCGACAACGGUCAAUGCUGGCCCUGCUGCGAAUGUUUCCCCAAGUGUAUCUCAAACGCCCCCCGCGGCGCCUAGCUCUACAACGACGACAAGCUGUAGUUCACGUUUCAGGGUCAUUAAACUUGACCACAGUACAGGAGAGCCCUUCAGACGGGGCAGAUGGACAUGUAUUGAGUUCUACGAGAGAGAUUCUGAAGGCUCUAGCAUGAGCAGGACUGUGGAUAGCAUAAAACACGCUGUCACCAUUGACCACAAUGCAGACAGUGGGCUAGGGACCACAGGAAGCAAUGUGGUUGCUCCUAGUACUCUCUCCACACAGGCUCAGGAGUCCACAGGUGAUAGUGGCUACUACACUUUCCACCAUGGCCACCCUCCGGAGCUUCAGCAGCAAGGCUACAGCCAAGAGCCCCAGACAGGGAGUGGGGCGAAUGCCUUACAGCCCACAGGGUACUCAGCGACGGUAUCGCAGGCACAGGUCAACGUGCAGCCCGCUGUCCCCCAAAUGCUUCAACCUAUUGGCCUCAAUGGCGUGCCCCAAGGUGGCAUGCUGCAAAAAUCCCCCCUUGUGCCUCUUGCCACGCAGGCCCAGCAGUUUGCCUACUCCGCUCAUCCCUCUGGAAUGCACCCCAGUCAGCUGGACUACCGACAGCAGCACUUAGCCCCUCUACAGCCUCAGGGCUCCAACCCUCAAACCCACCCCAUGGCCUCCCUCUCUGUGGGGCCUCUGUCGAGUCAGGGCCCCUCGUCUGUCAACACCCCUCAGGCUGGGGAGCUGUCUGGGUCUUUGCACGGCGGUCCAUUAGCCUCGACCCAUGGCCUGUUGCUGCAGGUAGCCAGCGGGGCCGUUAUGUCUCCUGCCCUACAGCAGCCGGUGAGUCAUCCUCAGCCUUCAGGAGGAGUGGGCAGGGCCUCCGUUGUCCAGAAUGUGCCUGCCACAGUGCCCAGUGCCACCAACACCCCCCCAGGCAUGCCAAGCCAAGCCCCUGACCCAGGAGGACUCCCCCUGGCCCAGGUAGCUCGCGGUGAGGCCACAGCUGGAGCAGCCGGGCAGGGCCUUCCCACGGCCAGCCAGGGGGACGACAGCCGCAGGAGGUCGGACACCCUUCCUCAGCCCAAUGCAACCCCUGGAAAAGAUGUCAUGAGGCCUUUCAUCCCUGAGAGCUUGCAGCUGGCCACUCCCACCGUCAACAGCCUGUUCGGGAUAGCCAUUCCCAUGGAUGGAGAUGAGGAUGGUUCUUCUGGAGCCAGUGUUGUAGCCAUCGAUAACAAGAUCGAGCAAGCGAUGGACCUAGUGAAGAGCCACCUGAUGUAUGCGGUGAGGGAGGAGGUGGAGGUUCUGAAGGAGCAGAUCAAGGAGCUGUAUGAGAGGAACUCUCAGCUGGAGCGGGAGAACGCUGUGCUCAAGUCCCUGGCCAACACUGAUCAGCUCACCCAGCUGUCGUCCACCCAAAUCAGCCCGGCCGGCAGCACCUCCCCGCCUCAGCAGCAACCCCCCGCCAAUACCAAACCCCACUUGGAGGGUGCAGCCCAGGCUCUCAGCCUGCUCCAGCAGCCCAACGUCACCUCGGCGUGAUCACCUGCCUCCGUAAAACACCUCCCCGAAAUACGCGAGGAGGAGUCCCCAAACAACCAACUAACCAACCAUAAUCAACACUUGAUUAUGUUUUAUUGAGAAGCAAAAUCGGCCUUUGUUUGCCACCCUUGUCUUUUUGAGUGGCGUUAAGAGCCAUGCUUCAGUGUGCUGCUGCUGUCGUCGGGCCUUCCCAGUAUUAGACCAUCAUCAUCCUGUGAAAGCAUUGUUUUGUCCGGGCGUCCCGUGUUCAGUGGAAGGGGAACUGGCCAGGGGCGAGUACAUCGCAGCCUGGAGUCCCCACGCAGGGGAGAGAGGUGAUGGGCUGUAUUGUGGCGGGAUAACUGGAGGUGGUCCAAAGGGCCCCCCAAAAAUCAACACUGGGCUGUUGGUGGUGAGUGGAAAAGAACGGGGGAAUGAGAGGGACAAAGAGACUGAGGUGGGGAAGAGGAUUCUCACCCUACCAUAAGAGGAAUGUGUGUCUCACCGUGAGAAGAGCGAGACUAGUUUUCCCAGAACCACCACACUUUGACCCAAGUUAAAAAAAUAAAAUUUAAAAAAAAA